AUGAGCAAGAACAGCCAGCCUGAGCCCGAUUGGAGCAAGGUGCCUCUGAGUGACGAGAUAACCUGGACAGACGUCAAGAGCGCCAAUGGCCGAACCUUCAAGGUCGGGGUCCCCAAAGGAACGCCCAUCACGUCUGCCGAAGUGAAUGGUCCCGCCGACAAUGUUUUAGCUGAGAGUAGCAAGCAACCCUUCGAUAUCACGGUCAACUGGACCGGGGGACCGCCUCCACAAGGCUUCUCCACUUUCAAGACACCUACGGCCCAAGAAACCCAGAUCACCAGCAUCACCCGAUACAACUUGCAAACCAGUGGGAUCGACUACAAUGAGUUCUCCUUCUCCUGCACUGAGACGUACGACUUUUACUUCUACGAUAAGACUGGCGAUUACUAUGAAGUCAAUGUCUUCUGGGCCAGACCCGACACCUUGCACUACGUCUCGUACUUCUCCAGCGACCCUACCAUUGUCAGGGUGACUGGUAGUUAA
Colletotrichum tamarilloi is the source of this 483-nucleotide messenger RNA. RefSeq lists its product as uncharacterized. NCBI's taxonomy places the organism in Eukaryota, Fungi, Ascomycota, Sordariomycetes, Glomerellales, Glomerellaceae. The transcript has a single exon. The record is from RefSeq and is a predicted model, not a curated record. The coding region runs from base 1 to 483 and encodes 160 amino acids.